ACAAAAAAGCAGUAACACUCUUGAAUAGUAAAAAUUGAAGUGGUACGAGAUCCAUAAAUAAUUAAUGGUGUAAAUGGAUUUCAGGGAUGGAAUGUGGAGGUAGAAUUCGCUAGCGGUUUGGUUACUGUUCAAACUUGGGUAGAAUUGAACCUUUCGUCAGGUGCUGCACUUGAAUGAUUGAGUCUGCACUCGUGAAAUUGACUAGGUAAUGUAUCCACUUCCCAUUUUCUAGGGUGAGAAAUGGAAGGAAAAGCGCAAGCAUCCAGUAGUAUGUAUGCUGCUGAUCUCUCAUCGAUAAAAGCAGCUCAAGAUCGCAUCAGCUCUCACGCCCACAAAACUCCGGUCUUGUCCUCAGAGACUCUUGAUGCUCUCUCUGGAAGGAAGCUUUACUUCAAAUGUGAAUGUUUUCAGAAAGGUGGAGCUUUCAAAUUCAGAGGUGCCUGCAAUGCUGUAUUUUCUCUUACAGAUGACGAGGCAGCUAGGGGUGUCAUAACGCAUAGCAGUGGGAAUCAUGCUGCAGCACUUUCUUUGGCUGCAAAACUACGAGGAAUACCAGCACAUAUAGUCAUUCCCAAAAAUGCCCCAAAAUGCAAAGUUGAGAAUGUCAUUCGUUAUGGUGGUCAGGUUAUCUGGAGCGAGGCAACGAUGCAGUCUAGGGAGGAGGUCGCUGCGAAGGUAUUGAAGGAUACUGGUGCUGUUCUGAUUCAUCCGUAUAAUGAUGGCCGUAUCAUAAGUGGACAGGGGACCAUAUAUCUGGAGCUAUCGGAACAGAUUCCUCAAAUCGACACCAUAAUAGUUCCGAUAAGUGGAGGCGGAUUGAUCUCAGGCGUGGCAUUAGCUGCCAAGUCAAUUAAUCCCUCGGUUCGAGUCCUGGCAGCUGAACCAAAGGGAGCAGACGAUGCUGCUCAAUCCAAAAAGGCAGGCACUGUAAUCACUCUACCUGAGACGAAGACCAUAGCUGAUGGCCUCCGAGCAUCUCUUGGAAGUUUCACGUGGCCUGUUGUUCGGGAUUUGGUGGAUGGCAUCAUUGUUGUUGAGGAUAGAGAGAUCAUAGAAGCAAUGCGACUCUGUUACGAGGUUCUUAAGGUGGCCGUGGAGCCAAGUGGAGCAAUCGGCCUUGCUGCGGUGCUAUCGGAGAGUUUCAGGAAUAAUCCCAGUUGGGAUGGCUGCAAGAAUGUGGGGAUAGUUGUUUCAGGAGGCAAUGUUGAUUUGGAUGUGAUGUGGAAAUCCUUAAAGAAUGGAGUUUGAGUUGCAAGAGCCCUUCACCUCUUUCAUAUGGUUAGCUUGUGAUGAACUUGUGACAUGUAUUGCAUUGAUCGAGAUGCUUAAAGGGGAGGCUCUGGUUGUACCCGAGUGUUGGCUGAUCAAUUUCAUUUUAGUAAGCAAUGAGUUAGGGUUCUUGAGGAUAAGAUUUGACGCAAGUCCAGCAAUUGUAUUAUCAUAAAUUAAUAAUGAAAGAUAGAAAGGUACUGUUACACCCUUUCAUAGAUUUAGGGACAUAAUGCAGAGGUGCAAAUGUCAUUUUGUAAAGACUAAUUAUGAAAUUUACUCUCUUUAAAAUUGUACUAUUAGAAUAUGAAAAUAAUGCAUUGCAAA
This is a messenger RNA of Salvia splendens (bonfire salvia), 1596 nucleotides long. Its product is annotated as serine racemase. The transcript is spliced from 7 exons. Gene Ontology annotation, biological process: D-serine biosynthetic process. The coding region runs from base 241 to 1248 and encodes 335 amino acids. The record is from RefSeq and is a predicted model, not a curated record. NCBI's taxonomy places the organism in Eukaryota, Viridiplantae, Streptophyta, Magnoliopsida, Lamiales, Lamiaceae. Gene Ontology annotation, molecular function: D-serine ammonia-lyase activity; L-serine ammonia-lyase activity; serine racemase activity.